Messenger RNA from Komagataella phaffii GS115, 2316 nucleotides. RefSeq lists its product as hypothetical. Gene Ontology annotation, biological process: mitotic sister chromatid cohesion. Lineage: Eukaryota; Fungi; Ascomycota; Pichiomycetes; Pichiales; Pichiaceae. The transcript has a single exon. The record is from RefSeq and is a predicted model, not a curated record. The coding region runs from base 1 to 2316 and encodes 771 amino acids.
AUGGAGGGCGAUGACACGGUACUUUCCAACUUGGUUCAGUCUCAGGAUGAUAGCUCCAAAGUUCAGACCGGCGAAGAAUCCCAGGAGCUGGACUCACGAGCGAUGUCUUCAUCUUUUCAAAGUCUGGAUCUAAUCAACCAGAAGUUACUGGCCCACGCUGAAUUGUGUUUGGAAUCCGCCCAUUUACUAACCAGAGAUGCCAUAAACAAUUCAACCAUACUCUCUGAAUAUCACAAUCUUGUUCAGGCAGCAUUGCACUUUCUCAUUUGCAUUACAAAAUCAUCAGGUGAGCCUUUAUCGGUCAUUGAUAAAGCUCAGCUGUUUUACAAGAUUUCCGUCAUUUUACAGGAGGAAACAGAAGAGGUGGACCUUGCUAUACAAUUUCUGAACAAGGCAGAUGCUCUCGUAAGCCGUGAUGGUCUUUUAGAAUACAUGUUUCAGUACGAAUCGGCCAUUUGUUCUUUAUUAGCUAGAGAAGGAACUCAGCCUAAGAUGAUCUCUAAUUUCCAUGACAAUUGCAUAAGAAAAUUUGAAAAUACGAAUUCCUCAUUGUUUAUCUAUUAUUUCAAGUUCCUGAAAGCUUUCAAUGUUACGCUUCUGGAUAAAGAAGAUGCGUAUAGAGCACUGGAUACACUUACAGAGUUGAGUCUGGCAGCACUUCAAUCAGGAAAACCAAUUGCAACAUCACCACUCUUACAGCUAAUGAUAACAAAAACCUUAAAUAUUCUACUUUACUGUGGAAGAUAUAAAUCGUUUGAAAAUCUGUACCAAUUGUUGUGGGAACAUGUUACUCCCCAGGAUAUGCCAGUACAGAUACAUGGUGCAUUGCUACUACACUCUUUAAUAUUUCACACAAUUAAUCAAAGUGACUGGGCAACAAUCAAAUCCAAGAUGGUGUUAUUAAAGGAGUUUCUAAAAAAGGAUACUGCUCAUUGGACGCAAUCAUUUGUUGUCCAUAUUCAAGAAACGUCAAGUAAUGUUCCAGUGACAAUAACCUGGGCUUCGCUUAGUCGAUUCAAACUACUCAUUUAUUUUUAUUCUGCGCUGGCUUAUUUGCACAGAUCGGCGGAUGGUAACGAUAGAGCGAUUAAGCUCCUAAAAUCAUGUGAAAUGCUCAUCUCCAACGAAAUAGCCAAACUUGAAAGUAAAGACAGUAAGGUGGUGUUAUCCUUCGAACAACUGCAAUCCCAAAAAAUGUGGCUGAACUACCUUUCAAUGGCUACAAAAAUUUAUCAGCUAUAUGAAACAUUUAUUAAUGCUAAUGGCGUGCUCAAUAGUAAAUUGCCAACAGAUUGGCUUACCGAGUCAGAAGAUUUGCCUUCACCAUUGAAAGAAUUGCGAGAGUUCAUUGCCGAUUAUGAUGCCGGCAAAGUGUCUUCGCAAGAGCUGGUUUACUAUCAUAGACUACUUCCCAAAAUAUACCUCAUUCUAGCGUUCCACUUCCAAGCAAAGGGAAAACUUCUCAGAGCGAAGUAUUUUUACGAUAGAAUAUUACAUCUCUUUUCCAGGAAACCUCAUGAUCUAAAUGAUGAGAACUUUUUUGAGCAACCAAGAGCUGUUUCCUACGCCCAAAUGAUCUCUGGCAUUGGAGGAAUAAUAUACGAACCAAAAGAAGAACAAAAUCAGCUAUACUGCAUUGCACUGUUGAAUUACCAUAAACUGAACCUUUACGACGUUAAUAAGCUUAAAAGUGAUAUCUCAGGGUUUUCAGAAGAACAUUCGAAAGAUCGAGAUUUCUCCAAGAAACUGGCUAGAAAAAAAAGAAUGCAGAUGAAUGUCGUCCAAACACAAUCACAACUAGACAUUUCCUUAGCCAAGAUCAUAAAUUCUCUAGAGACCCAACCUCAUAUCCUAUUGGCAUCUCGCCUGAUUUCUCAGUUAGCAAAUUUGUCUCAAGGAUCAGAAGUUGACGCGUUCUCCUAUGAAGAACCUCCGGAACAACACCUUUACUGGUCACCAAUUCUCAAGAAUAUAGCUGUUUUUUUGAAGGCAGAUUCCGUAUCAUAUUCAAAAGAAGCUGGCGAAGAAGCUUUUGUGAAAGAAAAGAUCAAACUUUAUAAGCAAUGUUUGAGUUUAGGAGAUAGAGCGUUUAGCCUGGACCCAUUGGUUUUGACCAGAAUAAUUCAAUUAAAGGAACAAUUUCCAAUUUACUUUUCAGAACAGGAAAUUCAACAAGACAAAGUGACCUUGAGUAAUCUUACCUCGUCGUCAAAACGUACUCAUGAUGCGGAUGUCGAUAACGCUGGACUUGAACAUGAACUUGAAGACAUCAAACCCAUAGAUAAUACUCCGUCCAAGCGAGCUAGAAAUGAAUAA